Paramecium sonneborni is the source of this 1128-nucleotide messenger RNA. Lineage: Eukaryota; Ciliophora; Oligohymenophorea; Peniculida; Parameciidae. The record is from the annotation of a GenBank genome assembly.
UAUAUAAUAAUAAUAUGCAAGAAAGAAAUACACAUUUUUGUUCAAACUGCCAAAUAACUAUACCAAAUGAUUAAGAAUAUCAGGCCCAUUAUAGAUCAGAUUUUCACAGAUAUAAUAUUAGAAGAAGGCUAAUGAAUUUAGACUCUGUUUCAUUUGACAUUUUUUAAAAAAGUAUCAUAUCAUUAUAAAAGUAGAAUUUCUUGAAUCUUAAAGUAAUACUUCUUGCUCUUCAAGUUAAGCAUAAACUUAUUCUUGCUCUACUUGCAAGUAUUAUAUACAAUCAAUUAUUUAGGAAAAACUUUUUUUCUUCAGGUACAUAUUCUUAACAUUUGAAUUCCGCUAAACAUAAAUAAGUGUUAAAAGACAAUAGAAAAAAUUCAGAUUCUUUAGAGAAAAAAUAAAUUUUAAAUUUUCCAGAAUAAUGCUUAUUUUGUGAUUAUUCUUUUGAAACAGUAGACUAAUUAUAUAUCCAUAUGAAUACCGAACAUGGAUUUUUUAUUAGAGAAAAAGAAUCCCUUGUUGAUCUCAAAGGAUUAAUCUAAUGUUUAAGAAACAUUAUUGAAAAAUAAUUUUAUUGUUUGUCUUGUCCAUCUAUUUUUUCUUCAUCAGAAGCAGCCAAAUAACAUAUGUUAGAUAAAGGUAUUUAUUAUAUUAUAUUAUAAAUAAUUAGGUCAUUGCUUUAUGCCAAAUGAACAUUAUGAUGAACUUUGUCAUUUUUAUGAUUUUACAUAAAAAAUUAAACAACUUCUUUAACUUGAUGAAAUUCCAGAAUUAAAUGAUCUAUCAUUCGAAGAAAUUCUUGAAUUGAAUUCCUUAAAAUCUGAUUCAAGAAUUUCAGAUUUUGAAAUUGUAGAGUAAACUCCAGAAUAAUAGGCAAGAAGAUCUUAAUUUAUGCAUUAUUUAGAAAUCUUAAAGUAAAAUAAAGCAAAAGUAUUACCAAAUGGAGAAUUAUAAUUACCAAAUGGGAAAAUGUAAAUAAUAUUUAAAAUUUAUAGUCUUGGACAUAGGCAAUAUAAAUAAUUUUAUGAUUAAAACCAUGUUGUACCAUUACCUGAAAAAAAUAAUCAUUUACCAUUACAAAAUUAAACUUAAAAAGCUAUUUAAAAUAUUGAAAAUGAAAGUAUUUGA